AUCAUUAGAAUAUUAUCGCCCUUCACAACAAUUGUCGAACAAAACGAAAUCCGAAUAAACAAGUUCUUUUCAUCAUGCAUGUUAUCACUGAAUUUAAAUCAAAACGAAGUUAAUUACAAUUGUAGAUAAGAGUCGAUGCUUGUUACCUAAUAGAUUAAGAGUUUCCUUAGUUGUAAUACGCUAGAAAACGUUAAAAUGGCAAGUUUAGUUACAAAAAAGAGUGUUUUGUUCGCAAAAUUUGUGAAAAAUGCGAGUAAUAACUCUAAGAGACUGUCUUCACACUUUAUAUAUUUCCCAGACAACGAAAAACCAGUGCAAGGAGAAACAACAAAAAUGAACAUGAUGCAAGCUAUAAACAAUGCAAUGGACAUCACAUUGAAAAAUGAUCCAACAGCUGUGCUUUUUGGAGAGGAUGUGGGCUUUGGUGGAGUGUUCAGAUGUGCUCUAGGUUUACAGGAAAAAUAUGGCAAGGACCGAGUGUUCAACACUCCGCUAUGUGAACAGGGUAUUGCAGGGUUUGGAAUAGGCUUGGCCACCGCUGGAGCAACAGCCAUAGCCGAGAUACAGUUUGCCGACUACAUAUUCCCAGCAUUUGAUCAGCUAGUGAACGAAGCGGCGAAGGCUCGGUACCGGUCGGGCGGCAUGUUCCCGUGCGGCGCGCUGACGGUGCGGGCGCCGAGCGGCGCGGUGGGGCACGGCGGCCUCUACCACUCGCAGAGCCCGGAGGCCUUCUUCGCACAUGCACCUGGACUCAGGGUGGUGGUACCACGUGGUCCCAUCGCAGCCAAGGGUUUGCUACUGUCCUGCAUCAGGGAGCGAGACCCAUGCAUAUUCUUAGAACCUAAGAUCCUGUACCGGUCUGCUACGGAAGAAGUACCAGUGGAAGACUACACACUACCUCUGGGAAAGGCUCAGGUUUUGCGUGAAGGAGACGCUGCAACUCUAAUAGGGUGGGGCACACAAGUGCAUGUCUUAUUAGAGGUGGCACAGAUGGCUGAGGAGAAACUGGGAAUCAAAUGUGACGUCAUCGACCUGCAGUCUAUACUGCCCUGGGACGAGGAGACUGUCUGCAAUUCCGUAAAGAAAACUGGCCGAUGCCUGAUAUCUCACGAAGCCCCCUUGACUUCAGGCUUUGGAGCUGAACUAGCUGCAACUAUACAGGACGAAUGUUUCCUGCACCUGGAGGCGCCGAUCUCACGGGUGACAGGCUGGGACGCGCCCUUCCCGCACGUGUUCGAGCCGUUCUACUUGCCGGACAAGUGGCGCUGCUUCCACGCUCUCUCGCAGCUCAUCAACUACUAAGCUAUGUUAACUGUAAAUAAGGGGACCAAUAAAUGAUUGCUUUACGUUAA
Molecule: messenger RNA, 1352 nt
Organism: Manduca sexta (tobacco hornworm)
Lineage: Eukaryota; Metazoa; Arthropoda; Insecta; Lepidoptera; Sphingidae
Gene: BckdhB
Product: 2-oxoisovalerate dehydrogenase subunit beta, mitochondrial
Exons: 8
Coding region: 196-1302 (368 amino acids)
Biological process (GO): branched-chain amino acid catabolic process; response to nutrient
Molecular function (GO): catalytic activity
Source: RefSeq, a predicted model, not a curated record